Molecule: messenger RNA, 4703 nt
Organism: Sycon ciliatum
Lineage: Eukaryota; Metazoa; Porifera; Calcarea; Leucosolenida; Sycettidae
Product: laminin-like protein epi-1
Exons: 35
Coding region: 243-4703 (1486 amino acids)
Biological process (GO): animal organ morphogenesis; tissue development
Source: RefSeq, a predicted model, not a curated record
GAAUCUGAGAGGAAACGAUGAAACUACUUGAUCAGUUCGAAGGACAAAAUCAAGCUGCAAGGAGGGAUCAGUUGAAAGAGAACAAAAGAAGCAGUUGAUGUCCGACUCAAGUAUGCUUUCUAGUUGAGUUCAUCUUGCCGAGCGUGUAGACUGAGACAGGGGCUCUCCACGCGCUUCACCUGUGCAGCUAGGCGCAAUUUCUCACCUGCAAGCUCUGCGGGGAGACGCUGAGGACGCAGAAUAUGGCUGUUUCGCGUGUAGCGUGCGUUUGUUCAGCAAUAAUUUUGUUGGCAGCAGCUGAUUUUCGAGGCAUCGCUGAAGCUCAACUUCCGACAUUCUCUCUCGGAGGUCUUAGUGCAUCUUCGAGUGAUACGUGUGGUUCGCAAGGACCGGAGUCCUUUCAAAAUGGAUCAGGAACAUUCACCUGCUCAUCUGGCAGCUUUCCACCGGCACUGGCUCUUGACGGAGUAGAAGAGACACGUUGGCAGGCACGGACGGAUCUGAACUAUGCCGUCAUCAACAUCAGCCUUCCCGGCGAAUUUUCCAUCAGCGAAAUUCAACUGAUUUUUCGCUCGUACCAUGCCGAGGCCGUCGCCGUCUUCAAGUCUGUCGACGGAGGCCUGUCGUACAGUCCACUUGUGUUGGCAGCUGAAGAUCAGGCGGGUUGCGAGCGCAUCAAAGAGCACUCGCAGCAUACGAUAGGAGAUUACACGUACAGUGGUUUCUUGUUCACGGGACACAUCGGCGCUAGUGAUGUUGGAUGCUCAGAUCUAUUUGCACCCACCAGGACUCUGCCAGAAUCCAAUCCGCUGCUGAAGUUGAUUCGUGUGGAGCAGGGUACUGCAUACAGGAAUCACGUCCGUGCCAAUGCUUUGCUCAUUGAAAUGUUCAACAUCUCCCAGUCAGCUCUGGCUAACAACAUAAAUGCUCUGUCCAUCAACGACGUGCACAUCAGGGCCACGUGUUCCUGCAACGGCUUGGCCACGAACUGCAGCCAGGAUACGGGUGUGUGCUACGCGUGUAUGAACAACACGUGCGGUACGCAGUGCGAGACGUGCUGUCCGAAUGCCAACAACCUCCCUCAGGGACAGUACUGCGAAUUAUGUAACUGCAAUCAGCAUGCAGACAGCUGCUUCUACAACCCGGCGAUUGGAUUCGGACAGUGCAACAGCUGCGCGAACAACACCGCUGGAAAUAGCUGUGAAGAAUGUCAACCCGGCUACUUUCAUCACCCUGCUCUGCCAUUGACCAGCGCCAGCACCUGCCAAUCAUGCAACUGCAAUCAGGAUGGAACCAGUCCCAGUUCGAAUUUCAAUUGUGCUGGACAGCAGAGCAUCACGCCUCCGACAGGCAAGUCCAAUGGCGAUUGUACGUGCAAAGCUAACGUCCAGGGCGCUAAGUGUGACGUCUGCAGCGACACCUUCUUCAACCUCACCUCAAGCAAUCCCGACGGCUGCCAAGACUGUUCCUGUAAUCCACCUGGGACAAAUGGCUCGAUGAGCUGUAACAAAGCAAACGGCCAAUGCUACUGCAAGGCUGGUGUGGACGCAACCAGUCGGCAGUGCAGCGUUUGUGCACUGGGGUUCUACAGCGCCACGGGCAGACCAGAGUCUGCGCUAGCGGAGGGAUGUCUGCGCUGCGAGUGUGAUCCAGCUGGUAGCCAGCACAACAACUGUGAGAGGGUCGGAGGACAGUGUCCGUGUCUUGUCAAUUCUACCACCGGCAGACAAUGUAACAGCGUUGCUGAGGGAUUCUUCCUACGCUCACCGCACUAUCAGCGGCAGUACUUUGCAGCCAACGUUCCCACUCCAUACGACCCCCUUGAUACUUGCUGUGAAGUUCGUACCGACCACGCCAUCCUACCUGGGUUCCAGGGCAUUGGCUACAUUCUGCUGAAGCGCGGACAGUCAAUUACAAUGCGGCAGAAACUGACGACGACGGAGAGCACGGUGGUUCUGGCCGUACGCUACGCGACGCCCGUGCCGGGGAACGUAACCCUGAACAUCACAGCGUACCUGCUGUCUCCGAUGGACUUCACCCUGACUCUACCGUCAUCGGUCAGCACCGCCAGUGUGGCAGUGACCCCGACCAUGAACACACUGAGUCCAGUGGGCACAGCCGAUGUUCCAUGCACCAUCUCGGCGGACCGAGAUGUCUACUUGGACUACAUUGCGGUUGUACCGGGCGCAUUCCGCUCACCGUCCGCCAAUCUAGAUCCAGCGUGUGCGGAAGCCGUGCUUAGAAACGCUACAAGUUCUGCAGAUGUGUCGUGUCAGCAACAAGUGUUUGUCAUCAGUCUGCGGACCUUCAAAGCACAACCGUGCAACUGUGCAAAUGGCCUGGGUCAUUGUGCUGAGGUUGAUGGCAAGUGUGACUGUGCGCAUGGUGUGGGUGGUCAGCGGUGUGACUUCUGUCUCUACGGGCACCAUGGAACAACAGCUGGCUGUCAAUCUUGUCAAUGUGCUGACCCGGCUGCACCCUGCGCGGCAGACACCGGCCUUUGCCAGUGCCCAACGCUGACCGUGGGAUCACGCUGUGAUGCAUGCAACAUUACAGCAUUCACCUACAGUGCUACGGCUGGCUGCUCGGCAUGCGGCUGUGAUGUGGUGGGGUCAUCGAAUAGCAGCUGUCACCCCACACAAGGAAUCUGCCACUGCCGUCCCAAUGUGGAUGGUGACAAGUGCACAGCCUGCAAGGCUUCCUACACUAACUUCACCACAUCCGGUUGCCAGGACUGUAAUUGUCACCCUGAUGGCAGCACUUCACCAAACUGCAGCCAGUCUACAACCAACUGUGACUGCAAGGAUCUCACAAUGGGCCGCUAUUGCCACCUGUGCCAGUCGGGCAGUUAUAAUCUGGCUGCGGAGAACGCUGGAGGGUGCGCGGAUUGCCACUGUUUUGGCCAUACCAGUACGUGCAACAGCACAACACAGCUACGCAAUACGGUGACCAGCCAGUUUGCAGCUGGUAAUGUGCUGAACGACUGGCAACUGACCACGCGGCUGAUUAGCCUGACGACAGCAUCACUUUCUACCACGCAGGUUUCCCCUGGUAAAUUUGGCCUCACUGCUGAUCUCACCAGCCUGGCAACAAGUGACACGCGGUACUUUGCUGCUCCACGGUCAUUCCUAGGAGAUAAGAUUUCUUCAUAUGGUGGCUACCUGAGCUACUGGCAGUCCUACACCAUAUCAGCCCUGGGAGUUGCCACCACUGAUCCAGACAUCAUACUUGUGAGUGGUACAACCGUACUGGAAUACACACACUCAACACCGCUGCAGCUCAACACGCCAACACAGCGCAGAGUACGCCUACAUGAGAUGACCGGAUGGCAGAUUGCAGGCAGUCCAGCUACUCGCAACCAACUGAUGAUAGCUCUCCGGGAUGUUGAGUGGAUCUUGAUCAAGGCAACACAUGCAUCCACAGUCUCACUCUCCAGGAUCUGGGAUAUCGAACUAGAAACUGCCGAUGUCUCUGGUACGGGUCGAGCAGCGAAUGAGGUUGAACAGUGCAGCUGUCCGCAGAACUACACCGGGUCAUCCUGUCAGUGGUGCAAUGUUAACUACAUGCGCUUUCCAAGCACCGCAACUGCAGUGGAACCACGCGGUAUCUGUGUGGACUGUAUCUGCAACGUGCACGCUCUCGACUGCCACGAAGCCAAUGGAACAUGCAUAGAAUGCUCACACAACACAACUGGACUCCAAUGUGAGACGUGUCUGCCGGGUUUCUAUGGCGAUGCAACGGCCGGCACACCAGGCGACUGCAAGAUAUGCCCGUGCAGCACGCCUCAAGCUGUUGAUAACACAUGCAGUCAGCAGUGUGCUGGUGGUUCAUGCGCACCAGUCCAGUGCACACAAUGUAACCAUGGUUACGAAGGCGACACCUGUCAAACGUGUUCUCGAGGGUUCUAUCGUCACUCGACCGGCAUCUGCACACCGUGUCAGUGCAACAACAAUACAAACGUGUGCGACAUACUGACGGGAGAGUGCCUGAACUGCUCGCCGAUGACCACCGGACCUACAUGCCAGGACUGUGCAGACAGGUUCUUCGGUGAUGCACGAGCUCAGUCAUGCCAAGCGUGCGGGUGCAAUAUGGCUGGCAGCCGGAACCUGAUCUGCAAUCGAACAACCGGUGUGUGCGACUGCUUGCCGAAUAGGACUGGAGACAAGUGCAGCGGUUGCGUGGAUGGCACUUAUGAUCACGCAGCAGGCUGUGUGCCAUGUCAGUGUGAUGUCACCGGCAGUCACAAUCAGACCUGUAAUAAGACCAGCGGGCAGUGUCCUUGCAGGCCGGGCGUUACAGGAAUGCACUGCCAGGGAUGUGCGGACACCUACUAUAACUUCACCGCAUCCGGAUGCAGAAUGUGCGGUUGCCAUGUCGCGGCCGUGACCCCUGUGUGUGACAAAACCAGCGGUGUGUGUCAGUGUGACCCUGGAGCAACGGGCCGUCGCUGUGACCAAUGUCACCCACAGCACUCGGAUAUCGCAGACUCCGGAUGUACAACGUGCGAUCACUGUUCUAAUGUCACCAUCACGCGGGCCGACUCCCUCGACAUCAGCAACCCCAAUGCCGACAUCCUUGAGCGCAGCGUCGGCGAGCUACAAGCACGCUUCUUAGCAGCGACACCACUUAUUCCUCUCGAAGACCAGCUCUCAGGAACGAGGGGUGCUUUUUUAAUGAAAUACUGUGGAACAUGGAUAUUGUGA